Ricinus communis (castor bean) is the source of this 1326-nucleotide messenger RNA. RefSeq names its product transport and Golgi organization 2 homolog. Bases 343 to 1152 code for a protein of 269 amino acids. The transcript has 5 exons. The record is from RefSeq and is a predicted model, not a curated record. NCBI's taxonomy places the organism in Eukaryota, Viridiplantae, Streptophyta, Magnoliopsida, Malpighiales, Euphorbiaceae.
AUGCUGUGAACACAUUCUAGAAAAAACUCAGUGGCCACCGGUUUUUUUGUUAAGAAAGAAAAAGGGAAAAGUUGUAGUUUCUCUUUACCUAUUUACUUGUUAGUAGCCUUUAUGAUAGUUUGGUUUUAUAGCUGACGUUCCAGGAGCAGCAUGCAAAAGCAGUUGAUGGUUUAUCGACUUUCAGGACUCCUUUUCUCGUCUCUAUAUAGACUUCCCUGUUCCUUCAUCUUCCAAACCCACUGCUCUUAUUAAGUUUCAUUCUGCCAUUUCCUUUUUUCUUUUCUAACAAUAUUAUAACUCUUGCACAUCCAAUACUUGUAUACUUAUUCUGUUCUUUAAGCUAUGUGCAUAGCUGCGUUUAUUUGGCAAGCUCACCCUCUCUACCCUCUCUUUCUCUUGCAAAAUAGAGAUGAAUUUCACAACAGGCCGACAGAACCAGUGGCAUGGUGGGAUGGAUGCGAUGUGUUGGGGGGACGAGAUGCUGUAGCAGGAGGAACAUGGUUGGGGUGUUCAAGGUCGGGCAGAGUUGCUUUCCUUACAAAUGUCUUGGAGCUUCAUGCUCUACCUGAGGCAAGGAGUCGAGGGGAACUCCCUGUCCUUUUCUUGGAGAGCCCAAAAAGUCCAAAGGAAUUUGCAGAAAUGCUGGUGAAAGAGGCUCAUCAGUACAAUGGGUUUAACCUUAUAUUGGCCGACAUAUCAUCAAAAAGCAUGGUCUAUAUCUCCAACAGGCCCAAAGGGGAACCUGUUGUCGUACAAGAGGUUUCUCCUGGCAUUCAUGUUCUUUCCAAUGCAAAGCUUGACUCACCCUGGCCCAAGGUGCAGCGCUUGAAACUGAAUUUUAAGGAGCAGCUCGAUACAUACGGUGGUGAAGAUGAAAUACCUGUUGAAGGGAUGCUUGAAAAACUAAUGAGGGAUACUGUUCGAGCUGAGAAAAGCGGGCUGCCUGGCAUUUGUUCUCUUGAUUGGGAACACAAUCUGAGCUCCAUAUUUGUUGAAGUUCACACCCCACUGGGAUGUUACGGCACAAGAAGCACUACUGCUUUGACUGUAAGAGCAAAUGGAGAAGUAAGCUUCUAUGAAACGUAUCUUGAAGACAAUAUUUGGAAGGAAAAGACUGUGAAUUAUCGGAUAUUGAAAGCUGAAGCAUAUUGAGAGAGUCGGAAGUAAUUACUAGUGCCUAUAUAGGGAACCAUCCAUUUACAUGCUUGAUUUGAUGUAUCCGUCAUUGCAGGUUGACAGAUAAAAGAAAAUGUAGUAUAACCUUUUAUCGACUAAGCAAAACCCUAUUUAUGGAAUAUCAGCAUAUAGUAUGUGCCUGUGCUACAA